CUCCGGCGGCGGGCUGGCCCCGGCACUCAGAGCCGGGCUGCACGGCGCCGGGCCCCGUGGUCGGGCGCAGCGCGGAGCUGGUCCGGCCCCAUGCCGAGCACCGCCGCCGUUGAGCCCUGCCAUGGGCGGCUGCGUGGGGCGGCAGCGCCGGGAGCGGCCCGCCGCCGGGAACCCCCGCAAGCGAGCAGGUCGCAAUGAGCCCCUGAAGAAGGAGCGUCCCAAGUGGAAGAGCGACUAUCCUAUGACAGACGGGCAGCUGCGCAGCAAGCGGGAUGAGUUUUGGGACACAGCACCUGCCUUUGAGGGCCGCAAGGAGAUCUGGGAUGCUCUGAAGGCAGCUGCCUAUGCCGUGGAGGCCAACGAUCACAGCCUGGCCCAGGCCAUCCUUGAUGGAGCCAGCAUCACCCUGCCUCAUGGGUCCCUCACAGAGUGCUACGAUGAGCUGGGCAACCGGUACCAACUGCCUGUCUACUGCUUGGCCCCUCCUGUCAACUUGAUCCUGGAGCGAAGUGAGGAGAUGACAGCAGAGCCAGUGGAGCCCCUGCCAAACACCCGACGGGAGUUUGCUCUCAAGGUGCGACUCUCCACCGGCAAGGACCUGCGGCUCAAUGCCAGCAUGAGCGACACCAUUGGGCAGCUGAAGAAGCAGCUGCAGGCACAGGAGGGCAUCGACCUGGCCUGGCAGCGCUGGUUCUUCUCAGGCAAGCUGCUCACUGACCGUACACGGCUGCAAGAGACCAAGAUCCAGAAGGAUUUUGUUGUGCAAGUGAUUGUCAACCAGCCCCUGACGUCCAGGAACUGAGACACCCCUGCACUAGCUGCUGGGAGAGGGCAGCAGGCCAGGGGGCAGUGGCACCUCUGGGGAUGCCCUGUGCUGCAUCUCAGCCUUGACAAAGCUAGGACAGCCCUUACUUUCCUGCAAAGCAGACCCCUCCAUCCAAGUGACCCCCAGGAAUGUCUGCAUGGGGCUGUGCUGCUGGAGUGGCCCCUUUGGGCUGGCACACAGGCACGAACUGCAUUUCCUUCUGGAGGUUCAAGACCAAAUGUCUCUGGGGUGGUUAUCACAGCCAGGGCCCCGCUGGUGGGUUGUGCUGGCAGGGAGAGGCUGUGACCUGCUGGGCUUCAGCUUCCCUGGCCAGGAGGCCCCAGGGUGCUGGGCUGGGUGGUGAUGUCUCCCCUCUGUACAUAGUCUGUAUUUAUCAAUAAAGCCUUUUCGUCAU
Messenger RNA from Pogoniulus pusillus (Red-fronted tinkerbird), 1220 nucleotides. It is a transcript of the gene UBTD1, whose product is annotated as ubiquitin domain containing 1. Gene Ontology annotation, molecular function: protein binding. NCBI's taxonomy places the organism in Eukaryota, Metazoa, Chordata, Aves, Piciformes, Lybiidae. The transcript has 3 exons. The coding region runs from base 122 to 802 and encodes 226 amino acids. The record is from RefSeq and is a predicted model, not a curated record.